UACAAUGAGAUGAUGUUCAACCCUGUGGGUUCACUCGUGGGCGCUGGCAUCAAGACUUUCUUGCUCGAGAGUUCCAGGGUGGUUUCGCAGCAGAAAGGUGAGAAGAACUACCAUGUCUUCUACGAACUCCUUGCCGGGAUGGAGGAAGAGGCCCUGAAUAUCAUGUGGCUGGAACGCGAUCGCAGCUAUAAGUUGCUCCACGCAAGCGGUGCCUCACCGCAGCCAGCCGAUGCAAAUCGCCUGGCUAAACAGUUUCAGGAGCUGCGGCAGGCGCUUUCGAUCUUCCUGGAUGAGGAAACACAGGAUCACAUUUGGCAAACGCUCGCUGCGCUGAUUCACCUGGGAGAGGUGGAUUUCCAGGAAUUGGAAGCGAGCGACGAAUCGGAGAAGACGGGUGAGCCCUACCUCGAGCCGUCGCCGUCGCACUGCAGCGCCACGCCCUCCUCCGCGGCGAACACGGCCGCCUCGGAGGCGAUCUCCGGCGAGGCGCUGUCCACGCAAUCGGCCAAGGUGGAGAUCGAUGAGAAGACCGAGGAUUGCCUGGACAUGGCUUGCGACCUGCUUGGUUUGAAUGUGGUCUCCGUGGCAAAGGUGCUGAAGUUCAGGGAGAUGCACGUAAAUCGCCAGGGAAGGAUCUCACACAUCAAGUGCCCCAGGACCUUGGCUCAGGCGAGGCAGACCCUGCAGUGCAUCAUCAAAAUCCUUUACAAACGGCUCUUUGACAAGAUCGUUUCCAGCAUCAACGAGGUCUCCAAUUCUGGAGCGGCCCGGCAGAGCGAGGGCAACUAUCACAACAUUGGGACCUUGGACAUCUACGGCUUUGAACGUUUGGAGUCCAACAGCUUUGAACAGCUCUGCAUCAACUUGGCCAACGAGCGGUUGCAGCAGUUCUUUGUGGAGGAGGUUCUUGAAGCCGAACAGCGCAUGUACCGCGAUGAGAGGUUGAACGUCCACAGCAUGGAGCUCCCCGACAGCGCCCCCGUGGUGAGCGGCAUCCAGUCGGUGCUCCGGCUGUUGGACGAGCACUCCCUGAGGGCGGUGAAGAAUUUGGUGCGCGAAGGGGCGCAGAAGGAUUCCAAGUUCUGCGAACAGGUGGGGAGGACGACGGUGAGUCUGGAGGCUGUAGUUUUGGGGGAAAUCAUAGAUGGAUGA
Molecule: messenger RNA, 1152 nt
Organism: Cladocopium goreaui
Lineage: Eukaryota; Dinophyceae; Suessiales; Symbiodiniaceae
Source: the annotation of a GenBank genome assembly